GUUGCGCAAACACAUGAGAUGCCAGUUAGUGUUACAACUUUGGUGAUAAGAGCCUCCAAAACUCCUAUUAAAAGAUUUUCGUUACAAUCACAUCAAAACUGGUCGAGUGAUAGGCCAAAAUGGAUUACUCGUGGCUCGCGACGUUGCUAAGGGUGUUGCUUCUUUUUGUGGCACCCCUCGCCUUUCUUACGUACAAGAGCUUGAAACAUUUCAAGUUUGUGUCGAUCGUGGAACGAAUUCCGGGGCCAUGGGCAUUGCCUUUGAUCGGCAACGCAUCACUCAUGAUGCGCCUCAGCUUGUCAGAGAUGUUCCAGUAUGUGAGCACCAACGCCUUUACCGAAUUUGGACACCGGGUGCGUUUUUGGCUGGUGGACAAACCGCAUGUAAUGAUUACAAAAGCGAGCGACUGCGAAAAAAUUAUGAAGGGCAUGCAGCACCAUAUGAAAAGUUUAAACUACGACUUGAUGCUGAAGGAAUGGAUGGGGGAGGGCCUUUUGACAUCUAAAGAUGAUAAAUGGCGCGUGCACAGGAAAAUAUUGACACCCGCAUUCCACUUCAACAUUCUGCACGAAUUCUUGCCGAUUUUAAGCAAAAAUAGUAAAAUUCUGGUCGAGCAACUCAGUCAACUUCCUGAAUACAAAUCUGGAAAGGACUUUAAUAUUUUCGAAACUGUCUCGUUGUGCGCUUUGGACAUUAUUUGCGAGAGUUCCAUGGGCACAGUGAUCAACGCACAAAGGAGCUCGCAGUCACCUUACGUACAAACCGUCAACAAGCUUAACGAGCUUGUUGCGUUGAAGUACUUCUCGCCUCGGCUUAGGUUUAAUAUUUUCUACAAAUUUUCCAAAGUUAAAAGAGACACGGACUACCAUCUGAAAGUAUCAGCCGACUUCACCGAUAAAGUCAUCAGAGAAAGGAGGCAAUACCUGAACUCGCUCCGAAAGGAAAAUGAGGCUGGAAGAGAAGGUGAAAAGAAGCACUUGGCAUUUUUAGACAUGCUCCUGGACGCCGAGAUGCGGGGAGAGAAAUACAUGACCGACAAAGACCUGAGGGACCAAGUCAGCACAUUCAUGUUUGAAGGCCACGACACCGUGACAACGGGUACUUGCUGGGCCCUCUUCAUGCUUGGCACUCACCCUGAAAUCCAAGAAAAGGUAGUAGAGGAACUUGACCAGGUUUUUGGAGACACGGGAAGGGCACCGACGAUGAACGACAUCGCGGAAUUGAAACUACUCGAGCGUUGUGUGAAGGAAUCUCAGCGGCUUUACCCUAGUGUUCCCUUUUACGAAAGACACCUUCGGGAGGAUGCAGUGCUGGAUGAUGGAACCGUGAUACCAGCUGGAUGCAGCGUUGGAUUUUCAGUAUACAGAGUUCACAGAGAUCCUGAGCAAUACCCCGACCCUGAGAAAUUCGACCCUGACAGAUUUUUACCCGAAAAUGCAGUGGGUCGUCAUCCAUACGCAUAUUUACCCUUCAGCGCCGGACCCAGGAACUGCAUUGGACAAAAAUUCGCUCUGAUGGAGGAAAAGGUCGUUAUUUCGACUUUACUAAGGAAAUUCCGAGUAGAAGCGGCGCACAAACCUGAAGAGGCGGAAUUACAGAUGGCCCUGGUUUUGCGUCCGAAGAACGGUUUACGCAUCAGGCUCUAUGAGCGCACUUCACACCCACACCUUGCGAUGCAGAGAUCAAUCAUCAAUGUCAAUCGGCUUUCUGCGGUCAAAAGGAUGUUGGCAACGAUUUCAUUGGUCUGGCCGCUGGUCAGAAAUGCGCUUUUGAUUGUCGUUCCCGUACUUUUCUUAACUUUCAAAACUGUUAAGAGACUAAAAUGGGGCUUCGCCGUCGACAAAAUACCGGGGCCGAUAGCAUGGCCUCUCAUUGGAAACGGACUUUUAAUGGUCGGAGUGACAAUGACAGACCUUUUUAACUAUGUCUGCACGACUGCAUUCGAGGAGUACGGCAGGCUAGUUCGAUUUUGGGUCGUCAAUGAGCCGCAGGUGCUGAUAAGCACCGCGAGAGACGCAGAAAAGAUCAUGCAGGGAAUGCAGCACCACAUGAAAAGCUCUAAUUAUAGGUUGCUCAAGGCCUGGAUGGGGGAUGGCCUCCUCACCUCAAAAGACGAGAAAUGGAGAGUGCACCGAAAAAUUCUGACCCCAGCCUUCCACUUCAACAUUCUGCACGAGUUUUUGCCAAUAAUAAAUAAAAACAGCAAAAUAUUGGUGGACCAGCUUGAGAACUCACCUACCAUAAAGAAAGGAAACGAAUUUAACAUCUUCGAUUAUGUAUCACUCUGUGCGCUGGACAUCAUCUGUGAAAGUUCAAUGGGAACUUCAAUAAAUGCACAGACUUCAGCGGAUUCUCUGUACGUCAAGGCAGUCAACAGGCUCAACGCAAUUGUAACCGAAAGAUAUUUCUCACCGGUACUGAGAUUUGACAUAUUUUGGAAGUUCUCCUCGUUGAAAAAAGAAAUGGAUCGCUACCUGAAAAUUUCAGACGACUACACUGACAUGGUUAUUGAAGAAAGAAGAAAAUAUUUGCACUCUGGAAACAAAAAGAAAAACCUGGCAUUUUUGGACAUGCUUUUGAAAGCUCAGGACGAAGGCGGGAGAUUUUUGACAAACGUUGACAUUCGAGAUGAAGUUAGCACGUUCAUGUUUGAGGGCCAUGACACGGUCACAACAGCCACAUCGUGGGUUCUUUUCAUGAUGGGCACGCAUCUCGACAUUCAAGAGAGAGCAGUCGAAGAGCUCGAGGCAGUGUUUGGCGAUUCAGGAAGAGCGCCAACGAUGAACGACCUCACAGAACUCAAGUUCCUCGACAGGUGCAUCAAAGAGUCUCUGAGACUGUACCCGAGCGUGCCAUUUUUCGAGAGACACCUCCGUGAAGACGCAGUUCUCCAUGAUGGAAAAGUUAUCCCUGCUGGCUGCAACAUCACUAUCAUACCCUACAGGAUACAGAGAGACCCUGAAUUUUUCCCCGACCCAGAGAAGUUUGAUCCUGACAGGUUCCUACCAGAAAAUUCGCAAAAGCGACAUGCAUACGCCUAUGUUCCGUUCAGCGCCGGGCCUCGAAACUGCAUAGGACAAAAAUUUGCCAUUAUGGAAGAAAAAGUUGUCGUGUCCACUGUUCUUAGAAAAUUCAGGGUCAUGGCGGCUCACACAUUGGACGAGACCGAGUUGGAGGUUGCAAUGAUACUUAAACCGAAAAAUGGUUUGAGAGUGAAGCUGUAUGAAAGAACUGACAAACCAUCACUCAGUAUGCAGUAAAAUAUAACAACAUCAUAAAAUCUAACAAUAGAUGGAUAUUAGAGUCGUGGGAUAAGCGACCAUACAUUUUGCGUGUAAAUAUCGUAAAUAUUCCUUUUUACUAAAAUCUAUAAUUAUUUAUAUUGGAGGUAUGAAUGUAAUGUAGUUUAGGAAAUUUUGUAACUUUUUAUAAUGUACAUAUCAUAUACUACAUAAAACGAAAACUAUUACAAGUGCAUUGUAUGAUGUACGUACAUAUGUAUGUUACUACAAAUUAUGCAUACAUAUGUAACCAAACUAGCCAAUAAAAACAGUUUUUUGAAAUGCA
Cloeon dipterum is the source of this 3567-nucleotide messenger RNA. RefSeq lists its product as uncharacterized. Gene Ontology annotation, molecular function: monooxygenase activity; heme binding; iron ion binding. The coding region runs from base 120 to 3260 and encodes 1046 amino acids. The transcript has 20 exons. The record is from RefSeq and is a predicted model, not a curated record. NCBI's taxonomy places the organism in Eukaryota, Metazoa, Arthropoda, Insecta, Ephemeroptera, Baetidae.